Molecule: messenger RNA, 1968 nt
Organism: Mizuhopecten yessoensis (Yesso scallop)
Lineage: Eukaryota; Metazoa; Mollusca; Bivalvia; Pectinida; Pectinidae
Product: tripartite motif-containing protein 3-like
Exons: 1
Coding region: 1-1968 (655 amino acids)
Source: RefSeq, a predicted model, not a curated record
AUGGCUGAAGGCGGGCAUAUCCCGGAACUAGACUUAUACUUACUGGAGUGUCCAAUCUGUCUGGAGCGACUUCGGCAACCUAAAACCUUACCCUGCCUCCACUGCUUCUGUCAGGAUUGUCUCGGGACCUACAUCACCAAGGAACUGUCUGGUAAGAUGGCUUCGGCGACAUCCUUUCCGUGUCCAAUUUGCAGAGGGAUUGCUACGCCUGUCAAUCAAGCGGACACCAAGGCAAACUGGGCCAAACAGUUCCCAACUAAUGGUGUGAUCCAAGAACUUAUCAAGCUUAAGGAACAGUCGUCUGAACCACUGUACUGCACACCUUGUCAAACAAAAGGUAAUCCGUCCAAUCCUGCCAAGUUCUGGUGUAGAAAAAAUGAAUCCGGUUUCUGUGAGACUUGUAAAGUGGAUUACCAUGAUAUCGUACAUAUUGGAUGUGAUAUAUUAGAUAUUACCAGGCACGACAGCAAUAGACCAAAACAACAUCCGGCUGUUCCUCACUGUGACCAACACGACGAGAAUAUGGUUUGGUACUGUGAAGAUCACAAACUUCUUGGCUGUAACAUAUGCGUUUUAGAAGACCAUAGACGUUGUGAAGCAGUCACAACAGCGACGAAAUACAUUCAGAAGCUAAAAGCAGGAUCGCAACUGGCAGAUAUGCAGGCAGCACUACAGAAAGGUGCAGAGGUCAUGAACUAUUUAGUGAAGGACUUUGACGAACAGCUCCAAGUCAUGGUAAAGAACCAAGAAAUCGCUCUACAGAGUAUUACAGAUCUACGCCAAAGGAUCGACAAAAGGCUUAACGAGCUUCAGAAGAACUGCACAGACAAGUUAAUCACGUUGUUCAAAGACGAAAAGGGGAAAUUAGACGACUCCUUACGGCAAUGCGAACGUCUAAAGAAUAGUAUGCUGAGUACCCUGAAAUCGUCCAUUAAAGCUAUAGAGGGAAACGAAAACACUGAAACGAUAGUGUUGUAUCAGAGAGGACAGGCGGAAGUGGAGUCGUGUAAGGCGCUGGUCAUAGAGAUGAACGAAUCUUUCACGUCCGUCAAUGUUAAGCAUCAGACCGAACUUGUAACCUUCGGUGAUGACGCAAUGGGGAAUAUCGUCAUUGAGAAACCACCAAGACGUUUUCCGGAGAGUCAUGGUUACCUUACGUCACCAAUGUCCGGGCGUCGCGUGAGAGAAGUACAACAGUUUGGUGUAAAAACUACAUCAGAUUGCAACGAUUGUGAUGCAGUUGGCGUCGUAUUCCUUCCGUGCAAUCAAAUAGUGGUUAGUGAUGGUAACAACGAAAAGCUAAAGCUUUUUACAGAUAAAGGACAGUACCUGGAUGAGUUAACCAUUCACGGAAGUCCCAAUGAUAUGUGUUUUGUGAAUGCCAACACAGUGGCUGUGGCAGUUAGCAGUCCUGGUGGUGUCCAUGUCGUGAAAGUAGACAACUCAAAAAUGUCACUUUCUUCCGAGAUCUGUUUGCCAGAUGAUAAAGGCUGCCAGGGUAUAACCCAUAUAAACGGAAGAUUUGUCGUUUGUACAGACACAGACAGAGCAGAACUGUACAGUGUGACACCGGACGGCACCGCUGAGCUGUUAUAUCAGUAUAAUGGUAAGUGUUAUUUCCUGUCACAUGACCCAACAAAUGAAGACAUACUGGUCAGCUGCCACAUCAGUACACGAGGGGAAGCUAUGCUGUCCAGACUCUCGGCUGACAAACGUCGCAAGAAUGUGAUGCAAAGAGGUGUCGUGAGUUCAGCUGCAGGUGUUAUCGUUGAUAGGGAGGGCAACAUUUACGUGUGUGGCUUUGGAUCGGGCAACGUCGUGCAGUUGUCUGGGGACGGGACACACGUCAGGGAACUGCUGACGUCAUCAGAUGGAGUAAAGUGCCCAUUCGCAAUAGCUGUUUGUGGUGACAUGUUUGUACUCACUGCAUAUCAGACAAAUUACGUCCGCUUGUUUCAGCUCUAUUAA